Messenger RNA from Pistacia vera, 1437 nucleotides. Its product is annotated as protein RETICULATA-RELATED 3, chloroplastic. NCBI's taxonomy places the organism in Eukaryota, Viridiplantae, Streptophyta, Magnoliopsida, Sapindales, Anacardiaceae. The record is from RefSeq and is a predicted model, not a curated record. Bases 121 to 1194 code for a protein of 357 amino acids. The transcript has 2 exons.
CCCCCAUCGAUUUUACCUACCCUCGUCUUCCUACGCCGUAUUCGCCGCCUGCCGUUCUCCACUUUCCUCUUCACUUUUCAUUUCCCUUUCACUCACACUCCGAGAUCCAUCUCUUUUGAGAUGGCGUCGGUGUCUCGGCUCCGUUAUCCCGUCGUCUGUUCAAGUAGACAUAUCCCUAACACUGAUGUUUCUGACAAUCGACAAAUCUCUUCUCUACCUUACAAACUCCCCAAUAUUUCUGUCCCAUUUCCUCGAGAUCACCCUCUCCGCUUCUUUUCCGAUAACAAAAUUCCCACUCCCAUACUGAAGCCGCCGGCAUCUACCGGUGGCGGCGGUGACAGUGGAGCCGGAAUCGGGAAAGGUGGCGGAGGAGGCGGUGGCGGAAAUAGUGGAGAUGGGAAUAGUGAGAGUGGGGGAGAUUUUGGUCUUUUGGGCAUUUUAUCAAACGGAUGGAGAUCAAGAGUUGCAGCUGACCCGCAAUUCCUGUUUAAGGUUUUGAUGGAACAGUUGGUUGGUGUUACAGCUUGUGUGAUUGGUGACAUGGCGUCCCGUCCAAAUUUUGGUCUCAAUGAGUUAGAUUUUGUAUUUUCAACUCUUGUUGUUGGGUCCAUUAUGAAUUUUACUCUUAUGUAUAUGCUGGCUCCUACAAUAUCUUCGACGGCUCAGACUUUGCCUGGGAUCUUUGCAAGUUGCCCAACUAGUCACAUGUUUGAGCCUGGUGCUUAUGGGUUGAUCAACAGAUUGGGGACAUUUGUGUUUAAAGGGGUUGUGUUUGCUUCUGUUGGUUUUGCCGCUGGGCUUGUGGGCACUGCUAUUUCAAAUGGGUUGAUCAAAUUGAGGAAGAAGAUGGAUCCCACUUUUGAAACGCCAAACAAGCCUCCACCCACUGUUUUGAAUGCUCUUACAUGGGCAACUCACAUGGGUCUGAGCAGUAAUUUCAGGUACCAGACAUUGAACGGGAUAGAGUUUUUGUUGGCCAAGACUGUUCCUGACGUUGUUUUCAAGACCUCAGUGGUGUUUCUGAGAUGCUUGAAUAAUGUUAUUGGAGGGAUGUCGUUUGUUAUAUUGGCCAGAAUGACUGGUUCACAGAGUGUCAAUAAUGAAGAGAAGACAGUGGCAGUGGUGGUGGAGGAGGAGAAGCAAAAGUUGGUGGGUGACAGUGAAAAAGACUUGCGGAGCAACCAGUCGACUUGAUAGUGAUGAGCUAAUGUUAUGUGUUUUUUUCAGUCAUUUCUUGGCUGUUUAUAACUUGGAUACAUUAUAUAUAUAGAGUUGCAAUAAAAUCCGAGAUGACAGUCUAGAUGUUUAGUUUAUUGUUACAAUUGUUCUAGCUUGUUUUUAAGGUUUAACACCAACUGAAAGCAACCUAGAUGUUAUGGUUGAUUUUCUUUCUUGGUUUAUUUAUGUUAGCUGAUGAUUUAAACAUAUUUUGAUGAU